UACUGUUCAAUUACGGUCCUUUCUUGUGGAAACGGCAGAACCCUAUGUGCAUUGAACCGCAUGAGCAGAGAGAUCUCUGCAUGCAGUUUGUAUUAAGCGAGAUUUGAACGAAGAGGAACAAGGCCAAAUUUGUUUUCUCGCUGUCUAUCAAAACGCCAUGUUUACUAACUGAAGAAGAAUCUACCAAAGUGAUAAGUCACACGAGUGGCAGCCUUCACUGAAAGAAGAACCUGACGCAGGCGUCUACAUAAACACUAAAGGGAAUUUUAUUCACGGAAGCAAAUAUUAAGUGAAUGCAAACUUUCGUUUUGUUGGAAAGAAUUGUUAUACCAACCGAUACUGGAUAUCGACCAUAUCAUAUAAAUAUAUUGUAUAUAUUUUCCAAGCGUUAAUUUCUAACGAACACAUUUUAUAUCAUACUUGCAUUGUGAGUUAUUUAAAGAACUAAAAGAAGAAAAGAGUCAAGAAACCUGAAAACGUCGCUACUGGCCUUUCACCGCGGACUGUUGUUAUCAUUAUAAAAAAAUCAGGUGAACUGAAGUUGAUAAUUGUUGAAGUCAGGAAUAAUCAAAAACGAUCAGAAUAGACGAAGACCUAGUUCUACAUAUCUGUUGUGCAGUAUCAGCUUAUUCUUUGAAGAAAAAACUACGUAUAUAGGCUUUUUUCAGUGUCUCAAAGAGUAAUCAAAGAAAGCGAUUUACAGGAUAAAAGCCAAAUGUUAGCUAGUCCGCGACCCCGUCCUUUGAACCUAGAUCUUAGUCAUGUCCCGAAGCAAGAGAAACACAACUCGCAUUUGACCGAUGAAUCGAUGUCUUGCUUCUCCACGAACCUUCAGAUUCAGGUUUGUGAUCCAAUUGGAAGCGGAGGAUUCGGCACCGUUUACUGCGGGCUGCUCGAUAACCAAAAGAUUGCCGUCAAGAAGUUGAGGUCGAAUACGAAGACGAAAGAUUUGGUGUGGAAUAGCUUCUUGGCGGAACUCCGAGUGAUGCGGCUGAACCAUGACAAUAUUGUAAAGGUCUUGGGGGCCAUGACGUUGGAGAACACUCCUUGUUUAGUGAUGGAGUUUGCCGGGAAUAGAAAUCUCCAGGAAUUGAUUGAAUGCAAGGACGAGGAACUGUCCAUUUCACGACGUCUCGAUAUUUCGUCCGCUGUAGCUUGCGGGCUGGAGUAUAUCCACAAUCAGGGCUUGGUCCAUCUCGAUAUCAAGCCCGCCAACCUGAUCAUCAACAGUGAAUCUUCGUGCAAGAUCGCCGACUUUGGUUGUUCUCUUAAGAUCGACGAACUGGACGGCGAUCUUCGACCGAAUUUCUACCUCACCGGUACGCAUGCGUAUAAGGCACCGGAGCUGCUACUUGGAGAGUUCCCCACAACGCAGGCUGACGUGUACUCUCUGGGGAUUUGCAUGUGGCAAAUGUUGUCUCGAGUGGAACCGUACGCGGGCGAGGACCCGCAGCUGGUGAUAUUUGGUAUUGCGACAAACUCGGUUAGACCGCGUCUACCCAAAGGCUUGCCCGAAUCCGAUGGUGAAUAUCGAAAACUGUUUCAAAAGUGCUGGAAUGGUGCCCCACAUGACCGUCCAACCCCUUCGGCUCUACAAAUCCAACUGUCGGUUCAUCGUGAUCUGGCUUAAGGAUAAUUGUUUCUUUAAUUUAUUAAAGAAAGAACUUAUUCCUUCUGCUCUUGGGAACAGAAAAAAUAAGACAGUGGGGCCAAAUUGCCAUUCCAUAAAUGGAUUUCAGUGCCAGCACGCUUAAAUGAAAUCAUGUUUGAUUCUACGGAUAUCUUCAUUUUUACGGUCGCUUCAGUCUUAGUUGAAUUAUGCAUUGGGUUUAUUAUAUGCAUGCUUUUUUAUUCUGUAGAGACUGCACGCGGGUUAGCUUAGUCAUGGUAUAGUUAAUGUAGCUAUAAGACUUUUACAAGUCAAAGAAUAUUGUCAGGAUAGAAGAGAAAAAAGACAUACAUUUUACAUGUAACCAAAUCGGUAGACUAUAUUUAAUAAAUAUAAGGGGUGUGCUUGUUUCGCAAGUAAACAUUACACAAAGUUUUACUCAUAUACAUUUAAAAAAAAUAUAUUUUAUCAAAUGUCAUGCACAUCACAUGAUACGAUUUUAAGUACAUAAAAAAAUUCUAGAAUUGAUUGACCGAUCCAUAUGCGCGUGCAAUAAAAACAAUAAUUAAACGUUACAUACGACUCUCUCAAUAAAGCCAAGGCAAGAAAUAGCCCAUAUAAAGUGGCCAAAAUUCAAAGUUUAUAUCAUUUAUGUAAAUC
This is a messenger RNA of Dendronephthya gigantea, 2269 nucleotides long. Its product is annotated as serine/threonine-protein kinase mos-like. Gene Ontology annotation, biological process: protein phosphorylation. The record is from RefSeq and is a predicted model, not a curated record. Lineage: Eukaryota; Metazoa; Cnidaria; Anthozoa; Malacalcyonacea; Nephtheidae. The transcript has a single exon. Bases 716 to 1630 code for a protein of 304 amino acids. Gene Ontology annotation, molecular function: ATP binding; protein kinase activity.